Molecule: messenger RNA, 4509 nt
Organism: Rhinichthys klamathensis goyatoka
Lineage: Eukaryota; Metazoa; Chordata; Actinopteri; Cypriniformes; Leuciscidae
Product: activating signal cointegrator 1 complex subunit 3
Exons: 30
Molecular function (GO): ATP hydrolysis activity; ATP binding; nucleic acid binding
Source: RefSeq, a predicted model, not a curated record
AUGCUGCUGCCCGAGGGGAUCAGAAGAGAGAAUAAUAAGAUGUAUGAGGAGGUUCAGAUCCCCCCCAACGAUCCCAUGCCCAUCGGGUUUGAGGAGAAGCCCGUGUUCAUCUCGGAGCUGGACGAGAUUGGCCAGUUGGUGUUCAAGGGCAUGAAGAAGUUGAACAGAAUCCAGUCUAUAGUGUUCGAGACCGCUUACAACACCAAUGAAAACCUGCUCAUCUGCGCGCCCACCGGUGCCGGCAAAACCAACAUUGCCAUGCUCACGGUCCUACACGAGAUCCGCCAGCACCUGCAGCCCGGGGGAGUCAUACGCAAGGACCAGUUUAAGAUUGUAUACGUUGCUCCUAUGAAGGCCCUGGCUGCUGAGAUGACUAAUUACUUCAGUAAGCGAUUGGAGCCUCUGGGAAUCGCUGUCAAAGAGCUGACGGGAGACAUGCAGCUGACCAAAGGAGAAAUCCUCCGCACUCAGAUGUUGGUGACGACUCCAGAGAAGUGGGAUGUGGUGACGAGGAAGAGUGUGGGAGACGUGGCUCUGUCUCAGAUCGUGCGACUGCUCAUCCUGGACGAAGUUCAUCUUCUUCACGAGGACAGAGGGCCCGUCCUGGAGAGCCUGGUGGCCCGCACACUGCGGCAGGUGGAGUCGACCCAGAGUAUGAUUCGCAUACUUGGUCUCUCUGCAACUCUGCCAAAUUACUUGGAUGUGGCGUCUUUCCUGCAUGUGAACCCUUUCAUUGGAUUGUUCUACUUUGACAGCCGUUUCCGUCCUGUUCCACUUGGCCAGAGCUUUGUUGGCAUCAAGACUACAAAUAAGAUUCAGCAGCUGCAUGACAUGGAGGAGGUUUGUUAUGAGAAGGUCCUGGAGCAGAUCAGAGCAGGUCACCAGGUGAUGGUGUUUGUGCACGCCCGUAACUCUACGGUCCGCACCGCCAUGAGUCUGAUCGAGAUGGCCAAGAACCGAGGAGAGCUGUCGUUCUUCCAGGUCGACCACGGCCCAGACUACGGCCAGUGUGAGAAACAGGUGCAGCGCUCCAGAAACAAGCAGAUGAGGGAGAUGUUUCCCGACGGCUUCGGGAUCCAUCACGCCGGGAUGUUACGGCAGGACCGAACACUCAUGGAGAACAUGUUUUCAAGAGGAUACAUAAAGAUUCUGGUGUGCACCGCCACGCUGGCCUGGGGUGUUAACUUACCCGCUCACGCAGUCAUCAUCAAGGGCACUAAUAUCUAUGAUGCCAAGCGUGGAGCGCUGGUGGAUCUGGGCAUCCUGGACGUGAUGCAGAUCUUCGGUCGGGCCGGACGGCCACAGUUUGACAAGUACGGUGAGGGAACCAUCAUCACGACCCAUGAGAAGCUGAGCCAUUACCUGACGCUCCUGACCCAGCAGAACCCCAUCGAGAGCCAGUUCCAGCAGAGCCUAUCCGACAACCUCAACGCUGAGAUCGCUCUAGGGACGGUCACUAAUGUUGAUGAAGCCGUCCGGUGGUUGAGUUACACGUAUCUGUACGUGCGAAUGAGAGCCAAUCCACUCGUUUACGGGAUCAACCACAAGGCCUGUCAGAUGGACCCGCAGUUGGAGCUCUACAGGAAGGAGUUAGUGGUGGAGUCGGGCAGAAAGCUUGAUAAAGCUCGGAUGAUCCGGUUCGACGAGAGGACGGGUUAUUUUGCGUCCACAGAUCUUGGCAGGACGGCCAGUCACUUCUACAUAAAGUACAACACUAUGGAGACUUUCAAUGAGCUUUUCAGCGCGCAGAAGACCGAAGCAGAUAUUCUGAGCAUCGUUUCAAAAGCGGAAGAGUUUGAGCAGAUCAAGGUCCGGGACGAGGAGCUGGAGGAACUGGAGAAGAUGUUGUGUGAUUUCUGUGAGCUUCCAGCGGCUGGAGGAGUGGAGAACGGUUACGGGAAGAUCAACAUCCUCCUCCAGACGUACAUCGGGCGCGGGGAAGUGGACAGCUUCUCCCUCAUCUCUGACCUGUCUUAUGUAGCGCAGAACGCAGCUCGGAUCGUGCGGGCCCUGUUCGAGAUCGCCCUGAGGAAGCGCUGGCCCGUCAUGACCCACCGCCUGCUGAACCUGUGUAAGGUGAUCGACAAGCGCCUGUGGGGCUGGGCUCACCCGCUCCGGCAGUUCAGCGCUCUGCCCUCGUCUGUGCUGUCCCGCCUGGAGGAGAGGAAGAUCACCCUGGACCAGCUCAGAGACAUGGGCAAAGAUGAGAUCGGUCACAUGUUGCAUCACGUGAACAUCGGGCUGAAGGUGAAGCAGUGUGUUCAUCAGAUCCCUGCCAUCCUGAUGGAGUCCAGCAUUCAGCCAAUCACACGCACGGUCCUGCGCGUGCGCCUCAGCAUCACCCCCGACUUCAGGUGGAGUGACCAGGUCCACGGGUCGGUGGGAGAGCCCUGGUGGCUGUGGGUGGAGGAUCCCAUCAACGACCACAUCUACCACUCCGAGUACUUCCUCCUGCAGAAGAAACAGGUGUUGAGUGGAGAGCCUCAGCAGGUCGUCUUCACCAUUCCCAUCUUUGAGCCUAUGCCUUCCCAGUAUUACAUCCGAGCCGUGUCUGACCGCUGGCUGGGCUCUGAAGCGGUGUGUAUCAUCAACUUCCAGCACCUCAUUCUGCCUGAGAGACACCCGCCACACACAGAGCUCUUGGAUCUCCAGCCGUUGCCUGUGACUGCACUGGGAAACAGGGAGUACGAGAGUCUAUACAAGUUCACGCACUUUAAUCCCAUUCAGACGCAGAUCUUCCACACGCUGUACCACACGGACACUAAUGUCCUGCUGGGAGCGCCCACCGGCUCCGGGAAGACCAUCGCUGCAGAGAUGGCCAUCUUCAGGGUCUUCAACAUGUACCCCACCUCCAAGGUGGUCUACAUCGCUCCUCUCAAAGCUCUGGUCCGAGAGAGGAUUGAGGACUGGAAGAUCAGAAUCGAAGAGAAACUUGGGAGGAAGGUGGUUGAGUUAACAGGUGACGUUACUCCUGACAUGCGGGCCAUAGCGCAGGCGGACCUGAUCGUCACGACUCCAGAGAAAUGGGACGGAGUGAGCCGGAGCUGGCAGAACCGCAGCUAUGUGCAGAAAGUGGCCAUUCUCAUCAUAGACGAGAUCCAUCUCCUGGGUGAGGACAGAGGGCCGGUUCUAGAGGUCAUCGUGUCCAGAACCAACUUUAUCUCAUCGCACACCUCAAAGUCAGUCCGUGUGGUGGGACUCUCUACAGCGCUGGCUAAUGCUCGGGAUCUAGCCGACUGGCUGGGCAUCGGACAGGUGGGACUGUUUAAUUUCCGGCCCUCUGUUCGCCCAGUGCCGUUGGAGGUUCACAUCCAGGGUUUUCCUGGGCAACAUUAUUGCCCUCGUAUGGCCAGCAUGAACAAACCAGUCUUCCAGGCCAUUCGCACACAUUCUCCAGCCAAACCGGUCCUCAUAUUUGUGUCCUCACGCCGGCAGACGCGGCUCACGGCGCUGGACCUCAUCGCGUUUCUGGCCACAGAAGAUGACCCCAAACAGUGGCUCCACCAGGAUGAGAGAGAGAUGACCGAUAUCAUUUCCACUGCAAGAGAGUCAAACCUGAAGCUGACCCUGGCGUUCGGGAUCGGGAUGCAUCACGCAGGCCUUCACGAGCGGGAUAGGAAGACCGUGGAAGAGCUCUUCGUCAACUGUAAGAUCCAGGUGCUGAUAGCGACGAGCACACUAGCGUGGGGCGUUAACUUCCCUGCGCACCUGGUGAUCGUGAAGGGCACAGAAUACUACGACGGGAAGACCCACCGCUACGUGGAUUACCCCAUAACAGAUGUUCUUCAGAUGAUGGGUCGAGCGGGACGGCCCCAGUUCGAUGACCAGGGCAAGGCUGUUAUCCUUGUGCAUGACAUCAAGAAGGACUUCUAUAAGAAGUUCUUGUACGAGCCGUUCCCUGUGGAGUCGAGUCUUCUGAGUGUCCUCUCCGACCACUUGAAUGCAGAAAUCGCAGCAGGAACAGUCGCCUCAAAGCAGGACGCCAUGGAUUACAUCACCUGGACGUACUUCUUCCGCAGGCUGGUCAUGAACCCGAGCUACUAUAAUUUGGAUGACACCAGCCAUGAAACCAUUAACAAAUACCUUUCAACCCUGGUGGAGAGGAGCCUGAGAGACCUGGAGUGCUCGUACUGCAUGGAGAUACAGCAGGACGACCAGACCAUCGACCCGCUGACCUACGGUCGCAUUGCAUCCUACUACUACCUGAAACACCAGACGAUCCGCAUGUUUAAGGAGCGCCUGAAGCCGGAGCUGCUGGUCCAGGAUCUGCUGGCCGUCCUGUCGGAAGCCGAGGAGUACGCCGAGCUCCCGGUCCGGCACAACGAGGACCAGUUGAACAGUGAACUGGCCCAGCGGCUCCCAGUGCCGGUCAACCCUCACUCCUACGACAGCGCACACACCAAAACACACUUGCUCCUGCAGGCCCACUUCAGCCGCGCAACACUGCCCUGCAGCGACUACAGCACCGACACCAAAACUGCCCUGGACAACACCAUACGCAUCUGCCAG